Messenger RNA from Mus pahari (shrew mouse), 921 nucleotides. RefSeq names its product olfactory receptor 5AC1-like. Gene Ontology annotation, molecular function: G protein-coupled receptor activity; olfactory receptor activity; odorant binding. Lineage: Eukaryota; Metazoa; Chordata; Mammalia; Rodentia; Muridae. The transcript has a single exon. The record is from RefSeq and is a predicted model, not a curated record. Gene Ontology annotation, biological process: sensory perception of smell; G protein-coupled receptor signaling pathway. Gene Ontology annotation, cellular component: membrane. The coding region runs from base 1 to 921 and encodes 306 amino acids.
AUGGAGCUGAACAGGACCCACCUGACUGAAUUUGUUCUCAGAGGAAUAACAGAUCGUCCAGAGCUGCAAGUCCCUCUGUUCCUGGUGUUCUUUCUCAUCUAUGUUACCACCAUGGUGGGCAACCUUGGCUUGAUCUUUCUCAUCUGGAAGGACCCUAAUCUUCACACACCCAUGUACCUUUUCCUUGGAAAUUUGGCCUUUGCUGAUGCCUGUACGUCAUCCUCUGUGACACCAAAGGUGCUCAUGAAAUUUUUAAAUAAGAAGGACAUGAUAUCCAUGGGUGAGUGUUUUGCUCAAUUUUAUUUUUUCUGUUUAAGUGCAACUGCAGAAUGUUUCAUCCUGGUAGCGAUGGCCUAUGACCGCUAUGUAGCCAUAUGCAACCCUCUGGUCUAUGUAGUGGUGAUGUCCAACAGACUCUGUAUUCAGUUCAUAAGUGUAUCCUAUCUACUUGGAUUUCUACAUGGCUUACUUCAUGUAGGAUUGUUAUUUAGGUUAACGUUUUGUAGUUCCAAUGUAAUAGAUCAUUUCUACUGUGAAAUCCUGCCACUCUAUAGAAUUUCUUGCACUGACCCAUCUAUCAAUGUACUGGUAGCUUUCAUUAUGGCUAUUUUAAUACAAGUGAGUACCUUUAUGAGUAUAAUAGUCUCCUAUGUCCGUGUCCUCUUUGCCAUCCUGAGAACAAAGUCUGAGAGGGGCAGAAGCAAAGCCUUCUCUACUUGCAGUUCCCACUUGUCAUCUGUGUCUUUGUUCUAUGGCACUCUCUUCAUCAUAUAUGUACUCUCUGGCUCUGACACAGAUAAUUAUGAGGGUAAAAUGUAUUCACUGUUCUAUACCAUUAUCAUUCCUCUGCUAAACCCCUUCAUUUACAGCCUAAGAAACAAAGAAGUCAUAGGAGCCUUGAGAAAACUCAGAGAAGGAUGA